This is a messenger RNA of Monodelphis domestica (gray short-tailed opossum), 5300 nucleotides long. Lineage: Eukaryota; Metazoa; Chordata; Mammalia; Didelphimorphia; Didelphidae. The record is from RefSeq and is a predicted model, not a curated record.
GUCACCAUAAAAGUCAUGGAAUCCUUGGGCUUGAGGCAGUCUGGUGGAGGCAGACAGACAGUCUGGUGGAGACAAUCUGGUGGAGAUUGUCUUCUAAAGAUAGUUUUCCAGGGAGCUUCACUGGAGACUUUGGCUUGGAUCUCGGCUUCAACUUGGUUUAUACUCCUGGUCUGCUUUGUGGAGUGGCUGGUCCUCAGCAGGCCGGGGUCCGACGCAGUGAUGACAGGGAAGCGGCCGCCGGGGCCUCUGGACCCUGUGAUAUACAAUAAGUUGGCCAUCCUCGAGGCAGAUGCUGCGCACAGGCCGCCCGCGGGGCUCUGCAAGGCGGGCUCCCUGCCUGGCCCGGGCCCCGAGGGCCACCUGGGUUACAAGGGAACGUAUUUCGCCUACCCCGUGGGCGGCCCCGAGGUGGGCCCGGACACGCUGGCUGGCUGGAACCCCCACAUGGCCUCCUUUGGGGGGGUGAUGGCUGGGCCGUCCCUGAGGGCAGACAGCAUGCUCAUGAACUGUCUGUUGUACCAGCGGGAGGCGGAGAGUGUUCAGCCUGUGGAAAAGAGCCGGGACCACGCGAUGAGGAACCUGCUCCUGGCCCAAGAGAAGUGGACGGGCCAUCUGGACCACCGCGACCCACUUCUCCAUGCCACCCGGGGUUCCCCGUACCUGGGCAUGAAGGGGCCGGGGCCGCCAGCCUGUGCCCCCCUGGCAGCCCCCAAGCCUGUGUACCGGAACCCCAUGUGUUAUGUGGACCCGGGCUAUGGGCCACCAUCGUGUUUGGCACUCGGAGCUCCGGGGGCUGAAAGUGGGACCAAGCGGCCACUGGACACGGACUGGACGCUCGCUGCACCCUUAUUGCCUCAGGGCAACCCCCACUGCUCCGUGGCCUCCGCGGCGAGCAAGACUCAACACCUGGAGGCUACCUUCCUGCCUUUGCCUCAAACUGGGCCAGUAGGCAAGGAGUCGGUGGGCAACGUUUCCUCCUACCAGGUCGCCUUGGACAAGUAUCGUGCCAUCCGGAGUGCCCUCUUCCUAGAUUCCAAAUACCCUCCGCCCCCGCCGUAUGGAGGACACAAGAAGGCAGCUGAGGGGCUCCCAGGCUCCUGGGCAAAGCUUCCACAACCUCCAGUCCCCCCCUACCAGGAGCGGCCACCCUCCCACUACCCACUGGCACUGCAUGAGCAGCCUCUGCUGUACCCACCGGGAUAUCCGCCCCCAGAGAAGCCUAACAGCUCUGUUCUUUCCAUGCAGUCUCCUAACCCUUACAAGGGUUUCGGCUAUGGGGGAAGUGGGCUCCCAGGCACCUACCCACGGCAGCAGACACCCCGCGGGCCCUGUGUCCCCUCUUCCAAGCUGGAAAGCUGUGCCUACCCCACAGGCCCCAUUCAGGUGAGCUCCCCUGGCCUGAAAGCUGGGACAGCUUCCUCCCACGAGUCUGAGCCACCAGCUACCCCCAAAUGCCAGCUAGACUACUUCUCUCAGACGCCAGGGUAUGCCUUUGCUCCUCGGGACAACCUGUCCCUUUAUGGUCCGGCCCUGGGGGCUGGAGGGAUGUCGCCUACCCAGGAUGCUGCCCGGGGCAAACUAGGAGCUCCUCAGCACAGUGCAUUCCAGCUCGUGUGUCAGCACGCAGCAAGUGGGAGGCCAAGUCUGAACCCCGGACCCCACGGGGAGGCUGCUUGUCCUGUCUCCCGCCCUGGGAAAGCCGAGAAGCCCAGGCAAGAGUCUGAGGAGAAGAAGUGGUUGUAUAGCUUUGGAAAAGAAGAAACCAGACCCAGGCCUGGGUUGGAAGACCAUCCCACAACACCCAUCGUCAUCCCCGACAGUCCUGCCCCAAAGACUCCACCUGGCACUGGCUGUAGCGACACAGUGCCUUCCCCCAAGGCGUGCCCACAGGAGGUACCUUCCCCCAAGGAGUGCCCGCAGGACCCAAAGCCGACGGAGGGCACCGCAGCUCCCUGCUCGCCACCCAUGCCCAUCAUCAACAACGUCUUCAGCUUGGCGCCCUACAGGGACUACCUGGACAAUCAGUGUGAGAAGGUGCCUGAGCUCCCUCUGCCCAAGGCUCAACCCCUAAGCACCACAUGCUCCUUGGAGCCCUGUCCAGCUGCAGCCUCCGAAGCCUACAGUGAGCUGCCCAAGGAAGCAGAGAGCAAAGAUGGACCAGAGGAGGAGAGCCAAGGACCCCUCCUCCUUCCGUGUGGGGAGCUCCGAGUGGAGCCGGGGACUGAUCCUAGCAGCCAGUGCCCACCCAAGGAGGAAGUGGCACUGGAUUUGAGCCUCAAGAAACCCACUGUGGAGCUCUCCAGUGGGACUCUAAUCCAGGAGGGGCCCACUGAGCCUGCGCCGUCCUCGCUCGCGGCAGAAACGAACAAGACUAUCCAGGAGGAACAGCACAGGCUUCCUGCUCCUCCUCCCCUGGUACCUUCCAUGGUCGAGACUAUCCCAAGGACUAGCUUCCACAGUUCUGUGGCCUUCAUGUUCCGCAAGUUCAAGAUUCUCCCGCCAACACCCCUGCUCACCAUUGCCCCUGCCCCCGCCCCUGCCCCUGCCCCUGCUCCCACCCCUGCCGCUGCCCCCCCACUAGCUCCUGCCCCUGCCCCCGCCCCCGCCCUAGCUCCUGCCCCUGCCCCUGCCCCCCCACUAGCUCCUGCCCCUGCCCCCGCCCCCACCCUAGUUCCUGCCCCUGCCCCCGCCCCCGCCCUAGCUCCUGCCCCUGCCCCCACCCUAGCUCCUGCCCCUGCCCCUGCCCAAUCUGCCAGCCUUCAGCUUUUCACACAGCCCUUGCAGGUGGCCUGUUUCAAUAUGGCUCUGCCAGAACCAACUCCCCCCGCGCCACCUGUUGCAUCUGAGCCAGCCCCUGCUGCAAGCAAGGCGAGCAGAGGCCGGGAGGCUGCUCCCCCUAAAGUGGGCAGCACUGAGCAACGUUUCACGGGCCUCCAUAUGUCUUUGUGUGAUGCCAUUUCCGGCUUCGUGGCCCAUACCUCACCAGAACAGCUCCGGGAAUGGCUAGAGGAGGCCGAGGAGAGCCCAUCUCUGCCCCUGCCACCAUCUUCCUCCCCAGCCAAGGGCCAGAGCAGGCCCCGCCGGGACACGUGGCUCAGCUGUGUAGGUGUGAAGGGGCUCUUGGCAGAGCUGCUGGCCCAGCUGGAGACGUUCCUUUUCACCCACAGGUGUCCCUUCCCCCACGUGGUGCGGGCGGGCGCCAUCUUUGUCCCCAUCUACCUGGUCAAAGAAAAGUUGUUCCCCCGUUUACCCGGGUCCUCCGUGGACCACGUGCUCCAGGAGCAUCGCGUCGAGCUACGCCCCACCACGCUGUCAGAGGAGCGGGCGCUGCGGGACUGCGCCCUGGAUGGCUGCACCUCCCGCAUGCUUAAGCUCCUGGCCCUCCGGCAGCUUCCAGACAUCUACCCAGACCUGCUGGGCCUACAGUGGCGAGACUGUAUCCGGAGACAGCUUGGUUCCUGCCCACAGCCUGGCGGCCAUACCUCCAAGAGAAUGUGAGAGGCAGAGCCCCCACGCUAAGGCGGAAGCUGCUCCCUCAGAAGCCUCCACGUUCCAAGACGUCGGCAGCCCAUCAGCCCACGUGGAGCCGGGGGCCCCCAAGGCCAAAAAGAAGAGGGCGACCCCCGGACCCUGCUCGGAGGAGUAUGGGCGGCUGAGGGCCACUCCGGAGACGGAGCCUGCGCCCGACGGAGCCUUAGCCGUGGAGGCUAGGGGAGAGGCAGAAGGCCAGGCCCCCCUCGGGCUGCCUGGCUCCCUGCUCCGUGCCCGCUUCCAUCGCCUGCUACAGGCCGCUUGGCAGGAUGGCCUCCCCCUGCCCACAGGCCGGCGAAGAGGCCUGGCACAGACCUAGCCCCGUGGAGCCAGGGCAGGAGCACCACGUCCUGGAGGAUCCAAGGAGGGCCGGCUCUGGCUCCCACCGUGGCCCAGGACCUCUCCAAGGCUGAGCACCAAGGAGUCCCUCCCCGACCUCCCCGGUACUGUCCACGCUUGCCUUGCUCCCAGCCCGCGCCCCCUUUCCAGAGCAAGGACUCUCGAGAACCAGAAUCUCCCCGGUUCUGCCCUCAGGACUUGAACCUUAGGCUGGUCCUCUUUUGUUGUUCCCUUCCCCUCUCUGGCUCGCUACCUCCUCACUAGCCCCAGGCUACGUCUUUCCUCCAGGUAUCCCCCUUCUUGCUCCUCCUGGGCCCUGGGGUGGAGACAAGAGACACAGGUACAGAUCCCUCUGCUGCUUCUGCCCCAGGCUUGCCCCGACUUCAGGUAGCCCGGCGAGGGGGGAGCUGGCAGGGGCCCUCCUAAAGCACAAAAUUCCCCAGGGACGUCAGGACCUCUUUCCCGUCCCCUCCCUGCCCUCCUCCCCUUCUCUGGUCCAGAAUAAUCUGCUUUGAUUUAGGGGAAACGGGGCCAGAUAACUGGGCGUGAGGGUUCGCCAUGGCGACCCGUCUAUCCAAUCAGAUGCUGAUCCUGCCCCUUAAGCCCCACCUCCGGGCAGGAAUCUGCCAAGUGACACACUAGAGGCAUUCCCCAGACCACGGUCCCCAGGACGGUCAGCCAAUCAGCUCUCAUGGUCCUGGUCUCGCUUCAAUUAGGUUUCAAGCGUUUUUUUUAAGCCAGGUACCAUGCUGGGCACUGGGGGCCAUAGAGGCAGAAGGGAAGCACCCCCUGUUCUGCUGUGGGGACACCCUGGGUGGGGUGUCUUGUUCUGGCCCCAGGCCUGCCUCUGGCACAGGUCAAGGGCAGGGGGAGAACCCGAGACAUUUCUAAAGCCCAUUUCCUAGAACCCUCCUGGGAAAUGUGGGUUCCUCUGAGCAUUUGGCUGAGGAACAGGAGCCGGCUUCGUGCUCCCCAUCCCUGCCUCCAGAGGGAGGGCCUGGCCACAGCUCUGUCCAUCUGUCGUGCAGGCUGGACGUGCCCCAGAGCCCCGCGCCUCAGUCUAGGCUGCAAACCACCCCUUUCCGUGCCCUGGCCACAGAGGAACAAGAAGGGGCUGGCCUGGGCUGGGCACAGAGCCCUCGUCCUCCCUCCCUCCCUAAGUUGGCACUUAAGCUCACAUUUAAGGAGACAGAAAAACUCCCGUCCCCGCGUCGUGGACCCCACAGGCCACCUGGCCUGGCUCUUUGCGCCGGAGAAGUGACUCUUCCCUUCCCUGCAGCCCAUGGCCACGGAUGGGGCCUCUUUCCCUGUGUGUGUACAGUUUGUACAGUUCUUGGCCCAAAUCAGUCCCUUCACUAUUUAAUGUUUUGUAAGGAGGCGGCCAGCCCCGGUGGCAACACGCCAAUAAAAGUUAUUGGGUUGUUUUGGAA